AGAACAAAUGGCUCAUCCACCCCAACCCAUUAGCUCAGGCCACUUUCACCUUUAUUGGCUACACUUAGCUAAAACAAGGUGUUGACGGAGUCAUCCUCUAAUAACCACAUAUAUGUUGCUGUAGUCUAACCCUUUAAGUAAUUUACCAAUUUUAACUUGCAAAACAGGGAUAUUUCUGGUAUUUCCAAACACACACCACGAGACAACAAAAUAAUACAAACAAUCGAACCGUACAUGUGAUACGGUAUGCCAAUAAAGUAAUUGACACAUGUGAAACGUUUCCUAUAAUAUUAAAGUGUUGUUAUUUACAGCAUCGCAUUCCCAAGUCCCAACCGUGUCAUAGUGAGUAGUGACCACCGACUACUAUCAUUGACUUGAUUUGCUUCACAAAGAAGGUAUCAAGUCCCGGUUUACUUCUUCUCUAACUUCCUACGACUGACAAAAGAUCUUCCAGCAUCCUGCAUAAGCAUCCUAAGCCUCAGCUUGUAUAUGACUUGAGUCAGUGCAUCACCUUUAACCAAUCGCUGCUAUGUCUUACCAAAACCAAGAAUAUGAUGCGUACAUUAGUUCUGGAUUGAACUUCCUUGAUCCUUUUUUUUCAGAUCUCUAUGCUGCACUCAGAUAUGUUGGACUGCAUGUUUUAGCAGACCAAGCCGUGGUCAAGACUAAUGAACUUUUAUUAUCUGGCGCAAUCGAACGAUGCAGAGUUUCUAUCAUAGUUUUCACAAUAGAUUAUGCUAAAUCAGCCCUGUGUUUGCAAGAGCUGGUGAAAAUAAUGGAGUGUCAUCGGAGCAGCAAAGAUCAGAAGGUUGUGCCCGUGUUCUAUUGCUUAGAUCCCUCCCAAGUAUGCAAUCUGAGCGGUUAUUUUGGGCAGAUUUUGUCUGAUACUCUGCAAGGAACGGAUGAAAACAUGAUGUUGAGUUUUGCGACCGCGCUUCGACAAGUUGCUUCCAUUUCACCCAGGUUUCUUCCGGAUAUAGGGAAUAAAAUAAAAGUUAUGAACGAUAUAGUUGGACAUGUUACAUCCUUGAUAGAUUCAGCGAAAUUAUUCAUUGCAAAGCAUCCGGUGGGAGUAGACUCUCGUGUGCAAGAUUUGAUUCAACUCUUAAACAAUCAGAAUGAAGAUGGUGUUCUGAUAAUGGCGAUAUGGGGAAUGGCGGGAAUAGGUAAAACAACUAUCGCUAAAGCCCUCUACAACCAAAUUAGCCACAACUUUGAGGUGAAGAAAUUUGUCCCAAACAUCAAGGAUAGAAUAAUGAAAAAUUCAGCAAGAACGUCUAGUUUAGAAGAGGAGCUUCUAUUAUUUUUCCAAGAACGAGUUACAACAAAAACGCAUAACGCUGACUCAACAAGAGAUAAAUGGUGGGGACUUCCUCACAUAAAGGUACUUCUUAUACUUGACAAUGUAAGAAGUGAAAGAGAACUGGAGGUUUUGCCAGUAACUCGUGAAUGCUUUGGUCCUGGGAGUAUAAUAAUCAUCACGACAAGAACUAAACAUGAUCGACUUCAUGAGAUUGGAGUUAAUCAUAUAUAUAGAGUGAAAGAAAUGGACUACAACGAAUGUGUUGAGCUUUUUAGUUGGAGCGCAUUCAACAAAGCCACUCCUGAAAGAAGUUAUUCUGGUCUUAUUAAUUAUGCAAUUGAAUAUUCUGAUGGACUGCCACUGGCUCUUGUGUGUGUUGGCUCUGCUGUAUCUGAAAAAAGUAUACAAGAGUGGGAGAAUGUAUUGGACAGCUUCAAAAGAUUCCCCUUUCAAGAUGUAUGGCAGGUUUUGGAACAUAACAAAGAAAGAAAAAAAAUUCAAAGGCCAUAUGAUGUAUUCUUGAGCUUUCGAGGCAAAGAAACUCGCUCAAAGUUCAUCUCACAUCUUUAUGCAUCUCUUGAAAAUGCUGGUAUCUAUGUUUUCAAGGAUGAAAACGGGCUAGCAAGAGGGGAAACUCUCUCAAUCUCGCUUCUGAAAUCAAUUGAAGAGUCUAAAGCUUCUAUCAUUAUUUUGUCACCAAAUUAUGCAUUUUCAAGAUGGUGCUUGCAAGAGUUGGAACACAUCAUGCUCUGUUGUAAAAACAAAACUCAAAAGGUGCUGCCAGUAUUCUACCAUAUAGAUCCCUCGGAAGUGCGAAAUCAAACUGGUAAGUUUGGACAAGCUUUUGAUAACCUUAUGAAAAGAUAUCCGGAUAAAAUAAAAGGCAAGGAGCAGAGUUGGAGGAAAGCACUCCGUGAAGUCGGGUGCAUUGCAGGGUUUGUCAUCCGAAAAUCCAGGAAUGAAAGUGAGGAUAUUAAGAACAUUGUUGAACAUAUUACUCAUAUGCUGGACAUGAAGGAACUGUUUGUUGCUAAUCAUCCGGUAGGAGUUGAAUCUCGUGUUGAAGAGGUGAUUGAACUGUUAAAAGACCAGCAGCAAGAAAAUCCUCUACUACUUGGUAUAUGGGGCAUGGGAGGGAGUGGUAAAACAACCAUUAGCAAAGCGAUUUAUAAUAAACUUUUCCGCGAGUUUGAAGGUCGGUGCUUCCUCCUAAAUAUAAGAGAAGUUUGGGAUCAAGAUAAUGGAAUUCUUUAUUUACAACAGCAACUUCUUUCUUCUAUCUUCAAGACAACGAAAAUAAAGGUAGAAAACAUUGAAUCUGGAAAGUCAAUAUUGGAAAAAAGACUUGGCCAGAAAAAGAUUCUUCUUGUACUUGAUGAUGUGGACAAAUUGGAGCAGCUAAAUUCUUUAGCUGCAAGCCGUAAAUGGUUCUGUCCCGGUAGCAUAAUAAUCAUCACAACAAGAGACGAGCAUCUUCUAAGUUGUCUUAGAAUUGACAAGUUAUAUAGUAUGAAAGAGUUAAAUGACAAAGAAUCCAUUGAACUUUUUAGCUGGCAUGCAUUCAAAGAACCAUGUCCAAAAGAAGAGUUUGCUUCACUUGCUAAUCCUCCAGAAUAUACAACUGCAAACUUUUAUCUGGGAAAUUUAGUUGCCAUUGACUUCAAAUAUAGCAAACUCAACCUAGUAUGGAAGAAGGGUCAGGUAUAA
This is a messenger RNA of Arachis ipaensis, 3010 nucleotides long. Lineage: Eukaryota; Viridiplantae; Streptophyta; Magnoliopsida; Fabales; Fabaceae. The record is from RefSeq and is a predicted model, not a curated record.